AUGAUGGGGUCAAACAUCAUUGAUGAGGACCAACUUCAUGGAGUAGAUGAAGGAUGUCAGUUUUUAGAGAGCAUAGCAUUAAAUAAAGACAGUGUAGUUGAAGUUGCAAAUGAAGAAAUUGUAAGGCAGCUUGGUGGCAGCCUUGCAACAGGUAAUGGUGGCUUAGAUGAAGCAACGGAGGACAAAAAAUUUGAAAAAAAUGUUGGGCACGAUGGGACACUUCAUGAGGAUGCACCUCAUAACGAUGAUGAAACCUUGGAUAGGGUGUACAAGCUGUGUAGAGAUGAAAUAUCAUUUGCUGAGUUGUUUUGUAACAUGAUGAGCAAAGAUAAAGGUGAUACACACUUCAAUGUUGAGUCGUUUAACAGGGGUACAUCUUGGGCUAAUCAACCGGCCAUAGGGGACCAUGAAGCACGGACCAACGAUAGUUCAGAUGAUCACUUUGGAUCCAGUGAAGGUCUUGACUUUGGAAAAACAGUGAAUGGUAAGUCAACAAAAUACGGGAAUGAGCAGCGUACUAAUGAUGGGACUGACAUCAGCCAAGAUAAUGCAAAUAUAGAACUCCAGAAGAAGCCAAAUUCAGAGGAUGAAGGUGAUGCCCAGGCAGCUCGGUACCCAGAUUUCGGGACUUUGGAUGGUGUGCCACAGUUUCGGGUUCGUGACAAGUUUGAUUGUAAGAAUGACUUUAAGAAUGCAAUCAAAAGUUACAUGAUGUUAACAGGAAGACCAGUGUACAUGUACACAAAUGAUUCUACCAGGCUCAGGGCUAAGUGCAGAGCACCAUGCAAAUGGUUCGUAUAUGCGAAGAAGAAUAGAGAUGAAGGCGUUGAAUAUUUCUACGUGCAUUAUAUGAGAGAUAUUCACAUAGAUUGCAUCCCGGAGAACACGAACAAGAAGGUCACUGCAAAAUGGUUGGCAAAUACAUACUUGGAAAAAACUAGAGCUGAUCCUCACAUACCGAUUUCAGGCAUUCAGAAGUGGGUUGAUGAUGAUUUCCACAUCAAAGUCACAAGAUCAAAGGCAUACAAGGCGAGAGACAUAGCACAGAAAACUUUGAAUAGAAAUGCAGGAGAACGGGGAAGACAACAAAAAAAAAAAGGAGCACCAGAUGACGAUAAUCGGUUGUAUGAAGAUGGAACAGAGAGGAUAAAGAAACAUGUUAAGAUGCAUUGUAACAGAUGCACGGAUCCAGUGCAGAUGUGUAUUUGUAGAAAACAUAACUGGAGUACAUUUGUUAAUUGUCUUGUACCCAACAAAAUAAUGAUAGUGCCACACAACAAGAACCAAAAUGAUAAACCUCGAAACAUAAGAAGCAAUGCUCGUCUGACGCCGACUCCACCAUCUAGUGUCCCGAUUGGUGAUGCCGAAAUUGGUGGUGGUUCAGUAGAAGCAAGAAAUUGGCCCUCAAAGCCUACAAAUUCUCCUCGUGCAUCCUUGCAACUUCUUCGGCUUCGGUCAACUGCUCCUGCAGACGAUUAA
Molecule: messenger RNA, 1479 nt
Organism: Oldenlandia corymbosa var. corymbosa
Lineage: Eukaryota; Viridiplantae; Streptophyta; Magnoliopsida; Gentianales; Rubiaceae
Source: the annotation of a GenBank genome assembly